Messenger RNA from Olea europaea var. sylvestris, 2582 nucleotides. RefSeq names its product ankyrin repeat-containing protein ITN1-like. Gene Ontology annotation, molecular function: protein phosphatase 1 binding; protein phosphatase regulator activity. Gene Ontology annotation, cellular component: plasma membrane. Bases 247 to 2055 code for a protein of 602 amino acids. The transcript has 4 exons. Lineage: Eukaryota; Viridiplantae; Streptophyta; Magnoliopsida; Lamiales; Oleaceae. The record is from RefSeq and is a predicted model, not a curated record.
UUAACUCCUCAGUCCUCUCUCCCCUCUGUCCACACUCUUUAUAAUUUAUUUUAAACUUUCCACUACCUCCGCCACCGCGCUUCCUCCGUCGCGUGCCACCUUCUCCGAUACGCUUUCUGGUGAAGCCUCUGAUCUUCCAGUUAUCAUAUAUAAUUAUGGAUAAGAACAUUAUGAGCUCCAUGUAAAGAAAAAACAAUUAUUUGUUAUUAGAAAGAAAACAAGAAAGUUAAACAUCGUUCUGUACCCAUGGCUUCCAUCAUUGGAGAAGUCGGGAAGGAUCUUGAAAUGGGAGUCAUAACUGAGCCCUCAUUGACGUCGCCGACUCCAUCUCCGAGGGUUCCGGCGCUCAUAGUAUCAAAUUCCGGCAAGUCAUUAGCUGGAUCGAACUCCGGCAAGUCGUUGGUGGUUUCCAAUUCCGGGAAAGCCUUGAUCUUGUCUAAUUCCGGCAAAAAAAUGGACCAAUCGGGGAAGAAGAAGUACGUGAAGCAGGUGACCGGGCGGCACAACGACACGGAGCUGCAUCUGGCUGCGCAGAAGGGUGACGUGGCAGCAGUGAGGCAGAUAUUGAAUGAGAUCGAUGAGCAGAUGCUGCAGACAACGGGUGGCACCGAGUUUGAUGCCGAACUUGCGGAGAUCAGGGCAGCCGUGGUGAAUGAGGUCAAUGAAUUGGGGGAGACUCCUCUUUUCACUGCGGCCGAGAGAGGGCAUAUUGAUGUGGUGAAGGAGUUGCUGCCUUACACCACUAAGGAGGGGAUCACCUCCAAGAACAAGUCAAGCUUCGACCCCUUGCACAUUGCUGCGAGUCAAGGCCAUCAUGGUAUUGUCCAGAUACUGCUUGAGCAUGAUCCUGGGCUAAGCAAGACGGUUGGUCAAUCAAAUUCAACUCCUCUUACUUCUGCAGCGACAAAAGGUCAUCUGGCAGUUGUUAAUGAAUUGCUUUCAAAGGAUUCAAGCUUGGUAGAGAUACCGAAAUCAAAUAAAAAGAAUGCUUUACAUUUGGCUGCCCGUCAAGGGCAUGUGGAUAUUGUUAAAGCAUUGCUUGAAAAGGACACUCAACUGGCAAGGAGAACCGAUAAGAAAGGGCAGACUGCACUGCAUAUGGCUGUAAAAGGCAUUAGUUGUGAAGUUGUAAAGUUACUUCUGCAGGCAGAUGCAGCCAUUGUGAUGCUUCCAGAUAAAUUUGGCAACACUGCGUUACAUGUAGCCACCAGAAAAAAACGUGCUGAGAUUGUGCAUGAACUAUUACUGCUCCGUGACACAAAUGUCAAUGCAUUGACAAGAGACCAUAAAACAGCCCUUGACAUAGCUGAAAGUCUCCCUCUAUCAGAAGAAAGUACUGAAAUAAAAGACUGCUUAAUUCGAUAUGGUGCUGUCAGAGCCAAUGAAUUGAACCAGCCGCGGGACGAGCUUCGGAAAACUGUUUCAGAAAUCAAGAGAAAUGUCCACACUCAGCUCGAACAAGCUCGUAAAACCAACAAAAACAUGAAUGGCAUUGCCAAGGAGCUUAGGAAGCUCCACAGAAAAGGAAUUAACAAUGCCACUAAUUCAGUCACUGUGGUGGCUGUGCUAUUUGCAACAGUUGCUUUUGCUGCAAUUUUUACGGUUCCUGGAGGUGAUGAUAAGAACGGGAUGGCUGUGACGGUAAGCAAGCCGUCUUUCAAGGUUUUCUUCAUUGCUAAUGCUGUUGCCCUUUUCACAUCUUUGGCUGUUGUGGUAGUGCAAAUUACUGUAGUCAGAGGUGAAAUAAAAUCCGAGAGACGAGUUGUAGGGGUUAUCAAUAAGUUAAUGUGGUUGGCUUCUGUUUGCACUACCGUGGCAUUUAUUGCUUCAUCUUACAUUGUUGUCGGAAAGCAUAAUAAGUGGGCUGCUGUUCUUGUCACCAUCAUAGGAGGAGUUAUUAUGGCCGGGGUUCUUGGUACCAUGACGUAUUAUGUGGUGAAGUCUAGAAGGAUACGGAAAGUGAGGAAGAAAGAAAAGUAUUCGAGAAGUGGAACUAACUCAUGGCAUAACUCAGAUUGUUCCGAGACUGAAGUAAACCCCUUUUAUGCAAUCUGAUGCAGCCAUGGCUUGAGACUGGCAUCCUCCAUCCCACGUGAUGGUAAAUAUCAAGAAUAUAACCUGUUAGAGAAUGCAAUGUGACAUUUACAUGGUCUAAUCUGUGGAUACGAGACGCACAGUUUGGGCUGUCAUAACUAGAGGAUGUUUCGUGGAACUGACAGAUAAGAGUACACACUGGAAUUGACUGUGUUGAGAUUUUAAGGUUGAUCAGAGCAUUAUGUGUAUGCUACACAGGGCAGAUAAAACAUCUCGUACUCUGAAGAUCUUUGUAUUGUUCAGGAUGUAUAUCAUAAUAGUAUCAGAACUUUUGCAUACGUAAAACUCAUUUUGAUUUUGUUUACGCUGAUCAACCAAGUGGCUGUACUAAACUAGUUUGGUUGGACACAGUGUCCUUUCACAUGUACGUCUAAAUAUCUGUAAUUUGCCAAUUGAUUUCUGUAUUUCAAGUGCUAAUGGAAUUCUAUGUUCUGAAUUAAUCUGCUAUAUUGAAUUUAAACGUGCUACUCGUGGGCACAAGUUUGAGA